AGGAAGAGGGAGAGAAGAUGGGUUUGUUGACAAACAGAGUGGACAGAAGUGAGAUCAAACCAGGAGACCAUAUCUAUACUUACAGAGCUGUUUUUGCUUACUCUCACCAUGGUAUUUUCGUUGGCGGAAGCAAAGUGGUUCAUUUUACACGGGUUGAGGGCUCUUCUGAUGCUGCUAAUGAAAUAUCAGGCCUUUCUUCAUCCUGUCCAAUCUUUCCAGACUGUGGAUUUACGCUUCCUAACAGCGGUGUUGUACUUUCUUGUCUGAAUUGCUUUCUCCGCACUGGUUCACUCUACAGCUUUGAAUAUGGAGUAAGCCCCUCCGUUUUCCUUUCCAAAGUGCGAGGGGGAACUUGCACUACUGCUGUGUCAGACCCUCCGGAGAUGGUUAUCCACCGAGCAAUGCAUCUUCUCCAGAAUGGAUUUGGCAACUAUGAUGUGUUCCAAAACAACUGUGAGGACUUUGCGUUGUAUUGCAAAACAGGUCUUCUGACACUUGAUAGAUUGGGAGUUGGAAGAAGUGGACAAGCUUCUUCUGUUGUCGGUGCUCCUUUAGCUGCGCUUCUUUCCUCCCCCUUGAAGUUUCUAAUUCCUAGUCCCGUCGGUGUGGCCACUGUUACUGCAGGAAUGUACUGUAUGAGCAGAUAUGCUACUGACAUUGGUGUUCGAAGUGAUGUCAUAAAAGUCGCAGUUGAAGACUUAGCUGUAAACCUUGGCUGGGGAAGCAGCAAUGAAGGAGCUAUUGUGGAACAUGAUGAUUCUAUUCACUUACUUGACAGGUGACAUCAUUCUCAGUGUAUUUUGUAGGAAAUGCUAUUGAUGUUGUAUUGAUUUGUGAUGAGAUUUCUGGUCCAGGAACUGCCAUUUGGCUGUCCAUAUGUGCCACCAUAUCCGAUGUACAUUGAAAAUAAGUUGUUGGUAUUAGCUUGUUA
Solanum verrucosum is the source of this 931-nucleotide messenger RNA. Its product is annotated as protein LEAD-SENSITIVE 1-like. Bases 18 to 782 code for a protein of 254 amino acids. The transcript is spliced from 3 exons. The record is from RefSeq and is a predicted model, not a curated record. NCBI's taxonomy places the organism in Eukaryota, Viridiplantae, Streptophyta, Magnoliopsida, Solanales, Solanaceae.